AUGACGAGGGCUACCAUAAAGUCGGGGACAAUCAACAUUCUCAACACCGUUAUCGGCGCGGGAAUACUCGCAAUGCCCUAUGGCCUACGCCAGAAUGGUCUAUUGUUUGGAUGUAUAUUGAUUAUAUGGUCUGCAUGUACGUCGUCCUUUGUCUUCGAUUCUGCGAUCCUGAUCAAGUGUUUUGGAGUUGGAGUAUCGUACUUGGUGGUCAUUGGAGACUUGAUGCCAAAGAUUAUGGAAAGUUUGAAAACUGUAGACGCCGACUCUAUCUUGAUGAACAGAAACUUUUGGAUCACCGUGUUUAUGUGGGUAGUGGUUGCACCAUUGUCAUACUUGAAAAAAUUGAGUAGCUUGCGGUACACGAGCGUCUUGGCAUUGUUUUCUGUUGCAUACUUGAUCUUUUUGGUAAUUGGAAACUAUAUUGCUAAGCUGAGACACGGUAUCCUUAUACCUGCUGAAAAGAUUGAGUGGUAUGGACCCUUGAGCUGGGGACGAACCUUGGGCUCUUUCCCCAUGUUUGUCUUUUCCUACACCUGUCACCAGAACAUGUUUGCCAUAAUAAACGAGUUACAACCAGAUGCCAAGGAUGGAUCGCAGACACGGCAGUCGAACUUUAUUAUAUGGAAUGCCUUACUCACAGCGCUGGUCAGCUACUUGCUUGUAGCUGUAUUUGGAUACUUGACAUUUGGCGAUGAAGUGGAUGCUGAUAUCAUCACUAUGUACCCUUCGGGAUCUGUCAGCACGCUAGUAGGAAACUUGUCUAUUGUUGUUAUGUCGAGUUUAUCCUUUCCCUUGCAGUGUCACCCCUGCAGAGGUUCUAUAAACCAUGUCAUUUAUUUUAUCAAGAAAGGAGUGGAAUCUACUAGGUUGAGACACAGCGUUGCCAAGACUAACCAAUAUGGGUCCGUCAAUAGCAGCAGCCGUUCCUCGAUGUAUUCCGAUGCUGAGAGUUUGAAUUCAGAUGCUGUGCCCAGCUUGUUAGAGGAAUCAUUUAUUUCUACAACGCCUGUGGAAGGCGCGCACGAUACUCUUGGCCACGCUCCCAUUAAUGUCCCAUUAACCAGCCGCAGGUUCUAUACCAUAACAACUGUUAUCGUCGUGCUCAGCUAUGUGGUGGCGUUGUCUGUUACUUCACUCGCCAAAGUGUUGGCAUUCGUUGGAAGCACAGGGUCCACGUCCAUUGCCUUUAUUCUACCUGGAUUGUUCGGGUACAUCUUGAUCACGCCAUUGGAGCCGCGUACAAAGUUGACCAAAUUAGAGGCAUUUUGUAAAUACGGUGGAUUGGUAUUGGCCGAGCUCCUCAACGAUAUAACUCUUAAUAACCCGCCAGAGGAUUCAAUUGAGGAUCUCUCGUUUUCCCCACAACAGGAUCUUUUGGCAGUAGCGAGCUGGGACAAGAAGGUGAGGAUCUAUGAGAUCGACACAAACACAGGCAACAACCAGGGCAAGGCGAUGUAUGAACAUAACGCGCCUGUAUUUUCGUCCCGAUGGUCAUCGGAUGGUACAAAGGUGGUUAGUGGUGGAGCAGAUAACCAAGUGAAAAUUUUUGACCUUACCUCGCAACAACAACAACAAAUUGGACAACAUGAUGCUCCAGUCAGGUCUGUGCGCUAUGUCGAAUGCGGUCCGUCAAAUACACCAGUAGUAGCGAGUGGGUCGUGGGAUAAAACGUUGAAAUAUUGGGAUAUGAGGACGCCGAAUCCCGUUAGCACAAUUUCGUUACCCGAGAGAUGCUACGCCAUGGACUCAGCUCAGAAAUUGUUGGUUGUUGGCUGUGCCGAGAGACAUAUUAGUAUAAUUGACUUGAACAACCCACAGCAAGUAUUCAAAACAAGUCAGUCGCCCUUGAAAUGGCAAACACGUACUGUUGCGUGCUACCCCCAGGCAAACGGAUUUGCUAUAGGUUCUAUUGAGGGCCGGUGCGCAAUUCAAUAUAUCACUGAAAGUGAGCAAAAGAAGUUUGGUUUUUCUUUCAAGUGUCAUAGAAAGGGGGGUACGGGCAGUGCAAGCGGUGGUAGUGCUAGUGGUGGUACUGGUGCUCGCGCAAAUGAGUCCCAAGCAUACCCAGUCAAUGCAAUCUCUUUCCAUCCAAUAUUUGGCACUUUCAGUACCGCAGGCUCCGACGGCACUUUUUGCUUUUGGGACAAGGACGCGAAACAGAGGCUAAAGCUGUUUCCUGAGUUACCGGGAAGCAUUCUGGCGACCGCUUUUAACAAAAAUGGUUCUAUUUUUGCAUAUGUCGUUAGUUACGACUGGUCCUUAGGGUAUAUGGGGAACAGGCCAGACUACCCUAACUUUGUGAAACUACAUGCGACGAAGGAAGUAGAAAUUAAGCAAAAGAAUAAGAGGUAA
Molecule: messenger RNA, 2352 nt
Organism: Lodderomyces oxycetoniae
Lineage: Eukaryota; Fungi; Ascomycota; Pichiomycetes; Serinales; Debaryomycetaceae
Gene: GLE2
Product: RNA export factor
Exons: 3
Coding region: 1-2352 (783 amino acids)
Biological process (GO): RNA export from nucleus; transcription-dependent tethering of RNA polymerase II gene DNA at nuclear periphery
Cellular component (GO): nuclear pore
Molecular function (GO): RNA binding; ubiquitin binding
Source: RefSeq, a predicted model, not a curated record